GGGGUGGAAGCGAGGGGGCGGGGCUACAGAUGACGAGCCGCGAAAAUCAAAAAUAUCCGGAACUUUCUGUGAAUAUUUUCAUCUGAGCUGCGACAUUUAAUAUAAAAUACACAUCAAAUCAAGGGAAAGUCUUCCGGAACAUGGAGGGGUCGUCUACGAAAGGUGUUUUGAGUCACCUGAGUCUGCUGGAAGUUCAGACGAGGAGCCGUAAAGCUCGAGCUCAGCAGCCGAGUCGUGUGAAGGAGCUGCAGAAGAAAGCUGAAGCGCUGCUGGCCCAGAGAGACCAGCUGAAGGCCGAGAUACAGACACACAAGGAUCUUCAGAAACUGAGGGCAUCUCUGGACAAACAGCAUGAAGAAGAAGAAGAAGAAGAAGAAGAAGAAGAAGAAGAAGAAGAAGAAAUGAAUGAAGACUCUGAGAACUCACAACUCCUGCGCCUGAUGGCCAAACAGACACAACUGAAAGACCUCCUGCAUGCUCAUCACAUCAGCGGCGGGUACAACGUCACAAAGACCAGUCAGGGUAAAGGAGUGUGCGUGUCUGUGGUGACGGCGUACGAGGGCGUCUUCUUAGAAACCUACAACCUGGAGUUGGACCUGAAGCCGAGGCUGAGGGUCGGCCGUCACAACGUUCCCCCGUUCAUUCCUUUGACCCGCCUGGUGGAGCAGAGCGGCAUGCAAACAGACAUCAGGACUCUGCUGGAUCCCCUCAGCCAGCACCUCAACGCCUUCGCAGGACGCAAGCAGCAGCUGAAGCUCGUUAAGGAGCUCCACAAGUCCGUGGAAGUGUUGGAGAGUAAUGUUCUGUGUUCUUUACUCGUGCUGAUGUUCACGCUGCCGGCAGAGAAGGCGGUCGUCCUCUGCUCGCUCGACUACACCGACCACACCAGGAGUCUCCCGACGCGCCUGCACUUUGAAUGUGGCGAAAAGGAGCUUCUUGAUUCUCCGGCGUGGAAGAGAAGUCGCAGCCUCCUGCAGGAGACGCCUGUGCACAAAGCUUUGACAACCAUGAGGGAGAUGGGGAACAUCGUGUAAUCUAUUCACAAAUAUAAUGAAGCUUUUCUACAUUUUAAAGUGAGGUUGUGUAACGUACUGCUACAGUAGACAACCGAAGCUAAACAAUGUCCUGCUGUGGACGCAUUUUAAACACCUAAAGAAAUCAAUAUUAGAUUAAUUUGACUCUUACCACCUCAGCCCUUUACAACUCUGUGCUCUCUUCAAAGACACCAGACUCCAUUGAUAAAAGCAGUGAUUUGACCU
This is a messenger RNA of Cottoperca gobio, 1259 nucleotides long. It is a transcript of the gene cenpo, whose product is annotated as centromere protein O. Lineage: Eukaryota; Metazoa; Chordata; Actinopteri; Perciformes; Bovichtidae. The transcript is spliced from 6 exons. Gene Ontology annotation, cellular component: kinetochore; Mis6-Sim4 complex. The coding region runs from base 141 to 1034 and encodes 297 amino acids. The record is from RefSeq and is a predicted model, not a curated record.